This is a messenger RNA of Haliotis rufescens (red abalone), 2670 nucleotides long. RefSeq names its product protein FAM227B-like. The record is from RefSeq and is a predicted model, not a curated record. The transcript is spliced from 15 exons. Bases 174 to 1922 code for a protein of 582 amino acids. Lineage: Eukaryota; Metazoa; Mollusca; Gastropoda; Lepetellida; Haliotidae.
GGAAGUAUCUAUGGCGUUCCUAGCAACUCGAGUGCCAAAUGAGAGAGAAGAAAAGUACCGUGUUUUCAACGUUGAUGUUCCCAUUGUAGUAAUUCAAUGCGAUAUUGUGGAAAUAUUGAUGUCUAGCUACAAAUAAAGAUAUAAGAAGAGCAGCUUGGUAAAGAUUUGAGAGGAUGGACCCCAAAAUAGUGGCCAUAAUGGCCAAGCUGGCGAACAAGGAGAAGGUGAGACAGGUGACGCCAGUUGACCUGGAGGAAGCCGACAAACCCCCUACCAACCUGGAGGAGUACCUGCAGGUGGAGGGAUGGCAUGAUUGGCCGCAUCCCGUGAGUGGGCUGACGCCCUUGAACUUCAACAAAGAAGGAACCUUGCUGGGGUCCCAGGAGGAUAUCGCUGACAUACUCAGGGAGGCAGCUCCCCUGGGUCUGCACAUGCUGGAGAAACUGGAGGACAGGCUCAUGUCUCUGGAGGAGAAGCUAGUGUAUUUUGCAGAGCGUAUCGUCACUGAUAACAAGCGGGAGUCUCGGCUCACAGACAGGCUGUUCCACUCUCCUUCCAGAACAUUUAUGACAGAGGUGUCUGAAUCUGAUGCAGUCAAAUCACACAGCAGUGCUCGAGGACAUAAAAGUAUUGAUUUUGUGGACUCUCUGAUGGAGACUCGGAAGAAGAGUCUGGACUACUGCUGCUUUCCAGGAUUCCGUCAUGGAGAGCUUGUGGAACUUCCGGGACAGCUAGAGGCCCCACCAAUACUCAACCGAGUCACAAACGCUCAGGACUUCAAUUCUGGAUUUAAGAAGUUCUGGAAAAAGUUGUUCCUGUCUGAGGCAUCUGUAGCAGUGAUGCAGGACACGUUCUGGUGGGUGUUCCUGGAUCGCUUCAACACAGAGAAAGGUUUCAAGAAGGACAAGAACCGGCUGUUUGACAGAAUUGCUGACAGUUUUGUGGCAUUGUUCGCCAGUAUCCACAAAGAUGUCAAAGACAAGUUCAUGUCCGAGUACCCUGACUGUCUGGCUCAGUCAAUCUACGCCACGUACAUGGAGGCAUUUCCUGAAUCUGAAACCAAGUUUGACGACCAGUUCAAGCAGGAGCUUGUCUAUCUCAUACAUGAGUGGGUGACUGGUCUGAAGCCUGUCCCUGGCACAUGGAAGCGGUGGGAUGACAAGCGGCUACAACCUAAAGUAGCUGGAGAUGAGGCAUCAGCCGCAGCUAAACAGAUGAUGCAGGCUGCAGCACUCAACAAGGAAGUUGCUCUCUCCCUGGACAUGGAGUCCUUCAAUAAGGUCAUGGACAAGAUGGGGCAGGAGCAAGGUGUGUCAUCGGGCACCCCGCUGGGCAUGUUAAGGGAGGUAACCAAGGUGACCAAUGCCACCACACAGACAACACUACCUUCAAGCUCCCAGUCUAGACUUCCAUACAGAUCUCCUCCAAAAGAAUCUCAUCAGAUCGGCCCUGGGCCGGAGUAUGAAAGGGUCAAGUUCAACACAAAGGGUCGGAGUCCCCUCAUCUCACACUAUCUUCACAUGAGACAACUACGGCACUACAAGCAGGCUGGCAGGGAGGUUCGCAGGACAGAGAUCUCCAAAGAGCCUCCAUCUGGCCAGACCUACCAGCAGUUGAUCCAUAACACCCUGGCUCUGUCCGACGCCCUCAACAAGGAGUACCAGAGAAUUUGUGAAGAGACAAACAAUGAAAUUUAUGAGCUUGAGAGGAAGAAGCGAGACAUGAAUCGUGAGAUUGACUCUCUGCAGAAGGAGUUGCUGUUCACAAGGAAUCCUCUGGACCUGAAGAUUCUCAGCGAAAGAAUCAUGGAACUAAAGGACCGAGAUCGCAUGACCCCUCUACUGACGACAGACCGAGACACGCCCCAGUUGUCAGAUGACAGCAGCAUCAGUGACGAUGACAGUGUGGAGGAGAAAGAGUAACAUCCACAUGGCAGCAUCACACCUGUGGAUGUACACCCCAUGGGACAUGGUCCUGAAGGAGGAAACAAUCUGUCAUCCAACACUGGACAAUCACGGACAGAGAUGGAAAACUGACCAUCUCAUUACUUGUUGCUUCGAGGUUAUGUGUCAUAGCAACAUUCGGAAGUAAUCUCGGAUCUUUACCUUUGAAAACAAGAAGUGGAAUCCUAAGAAUAUAAAACGUGUCUUGAGUGAUUCCUUCAUGUCAAAAAUAAUCUUUCAGAUUUACAGUCAAAGACAAGUGUGGUUGUUUGCAACGAAAUCUCUGUGAUUGCAAACAUUGGACCUUAACUCCACGGUCAGUUCACAUAUUAGGACAGCAGCUCAAAUAACAAGAGUUUACAAUGACAUCAUAAAAAUAGCCUAUGGACUAAUUAGCUCAUUUGAAGUUUUCCUGGCCUGACAUAUAUAUAGUAAUGCUUUGACAAAGUUAAAUCAAGUUCAGACAAUGGUACAUUCUAUUAAUAUUUUCCAAUGCUAUAUAUCUUUAUCAAUCAAAUCAAGAAAGAAACAUACAUUUUAGAAUAUGUUUAUUAAAAAACAGUGUACAGAGAUCGUGACGUGUCUGUAUAAAGUACAAAUAGUACAAAUAAACAAAUAGUUCAGAAGAUAAAGUUGUUUGCUGUAUAUUCCUCCGACUUCUAUGCUUAAACUGUGAUAUCAUAAUAUGUUUGUGUGUACACGAAAAUAAGUGACAACAAAUAAAUGC